Messenger RNA from Anisakis simplex (herring worm), 2346 nucleotides. Lineage: Eukaryota; Metazoa; Nematoda; Chromadorea; Rhabditida; Anisakidae. The record is from the annotation of a GenBank genome assembly.
AUGGAAAUUGAACCUUUAGAAGUGAAUACUCUAUCGAAUGAAAUCAGCAUUAACGAUGUAAAUAUGCCUAAUAAUACGACAACACCUAUUGAUGCAAGUAAUUCUGAUAGUGCAAUGGAAUCGGGAUGUGCGGCUUUGCAGCCGUCAGCAAGGCAGAAUGCAGAAUCUCAUCUGCAGACUCGUGCUGAAACACUAAUGGAGGCAACCACUACUGGAACUAAUGUUGCUCCUAUUGCUGCCAAUCUAAACUCAGAUCCAAAACAGCACAUAGAUGAUACAUCCACGUUCAAAGAUCAUUGCUCUGAAGCUAUGCAAAGAGUUGAUCCGUUAAAGUCUUCAAGUCUUUUUCGAGGUCCAAUGACUCCACCCGGUGAGCCGGUCGCCUCAGUGGUGCAGCAAACAAAUCCGGCUCCGAACAACAAUCAUCCAACUGAUGAAAAUUGUGUUUCGUCAUCCGGUGACGUUGUUGUGGCUGCGAACGAAAUGCUCAAUCCUGCUGAGCCGUGUUCUGAUGAUGUGAUGAUCCCGGCAAGCAGUUCCGCUUCAAUGACUUCGCCCGAAAUUGUCGAUCGUCGUCACGUUGAAUCAAAUAUCCCAGUGUCCGUUCAAAAAGACGUGUUACGAGAAUCCACGCGAUCACAGUCACAGUCUCAUGAAUAUCGUCCAAAUUCCGCUCUACCAUCGUCGACUACAACCACCACAACAACAAUGACGCACGCAAAUAGUGAAUCUAAAGUUCUUUCAUCUGCAUCUCCAUCAAACAGCAACAGUAUUAUCACUUCUGAUGUAUCGCACUCAUUCAAUGCCACAAAAAUAACUUCCGUCCAAACAUCGUCGAAUUGUCGUGAAUCAGAAGGUGAAAUGAACGGCAUCGAUCCAGCUCAAAAAUCGAGUGAUCAUAUUGAACCAAGUAAAAAUGAUAAAGCAUUCAACGAGAGUCGUGAGGUACAUGAUGCAAAGCGAAAAUUCCGAAUAGUUGGAUUGACAUUCCCCGGAAAAUGGAUGAAUCACGAGAGGUUGAUGGAAAUAUUCGUCAAAAGUGAAUCGUUCCAUAUUUGGUUUGACAAAGCUGAGAAAGGUGGUAUAAAGAGUGGUGGUGUCAGUGUUGUAUUCGAAAAUGCCGAAGAGGCAAAGAUGGCGUUUGGAAAUCUGCAGAAAAUGACACUCGAUGGUGCACCCUUCAAGCUUCAGGCAUCGAGACAUUUUUAUGUUGUUUUGGGGGGAUAUAUUCUAUUUAUGCAAUUUGAGAUUGUGUUCCGAAGUGCUGAUGAGGCGAAUGAUGCACGUAUUGAAUUGGCCGAUGGUUUUGAGAUCGAUGAAGGCGAUCGGCAAUCAACCAUGGUAUUACUAACAGCUGAAGAGUAUUUGGCUUAUAUGAAAGAGGCCAGUGAAAAAUUAGCCGCAAAGGCCGUAUAUGCUGCACCGUCAACAUCACAACGCGUUCCCUCCUCGUCGUCCAGUUCGAAUCGUCAAUCGAACGCGUCACCAAGCCAAACCGCAUUGCUUUCUCCUCGUUCAGCUGACAAUAAUCUAUUUUCUCAUUCAACACCAAUCCCAACAACACUGCCACAAAACAUUCCAUCGAGUAGUGAUAAUGCGGUGGUCAUGUCGACUGACUCUCAUCCAACCAAUGCACCACCGCCAUCAAUUCAGCAAUCCACUGCGUCCAUUCAGUUCACACCCGCGCCUGAAAUGACCGUUGAGGAUGUCUGUGAAUACCUUCAGAAGUAUAUUGAUGAAACGCGUAUAAAUUGGGGUGAACUGAGCGAGGUUGAUGAACUCUGGAAAAUAUGUGACGACGUUAGUCAGGAGCAUAGAGGAAUACCGGAUUUUUUGCUGAAACCAGCACUGUUGAAUAUUUUGGAAUUACAUCAACGGUCGUUGCCAAAUCAUUGGUUGAGACAGCACGUUGAUAAACUUAUUGGAAUGUGGAAACCUGAAGUGCAAAAAACGAAAUCAGCGCCUCGUCCGAACGCUUACAUAUUGAGUGCAGUCGAUUAUACACCAUCGGCACUGUCAUCAUCGUCGAACCCUAAACGAUAUUCCCAACAGACUGAUGCGAAAAAGCGUACGUUAGCGAUGAUGAUGGGUAUGGGUGCAAUGCUGAACGCAGCUCGAUCGAAGUUGGUCACAGAAGAGGGUGAAGUGGACAUUGACGAAGAUGAAUAUGGUAAUUAUACGAUUGAUGGACAACCGUUAACGUUCGAUUCAUGGGCCGAAUUGACGAAACAACCUACUGAGUCGAGCGCUCCUACUGAAGCACCUGCCCCGGCAGCUAAACCGAUGAUGAUGAUUGCACCCAAAUACCGCAAGAUUAGGUUCGCUUGUUCAUUGGUUUUUCGUUGA